GCCGCUCCCCACGGCCGCCCAGCGCACGGCAGCCCGGUGCGCGCCGCCGUCCCGCCCGGCGGGCCAUGGACUCGGACGCCAGCCUGGUCUCCAGCCGCCCGUCCUCCCCAGAGCCCGAUGACCUCUUCCUCACGGCCAGGAAUAAAGGCAGCGGCGGGGGCUUCACGGGCGGCACCGUGUCCAGCUCCACGCAGAGCGACUCCCCGCCGGAGCUGAGCGCCGAGUUGCGCAGCGCCAUGAGCGCUGCCGGGGUGGUGGUGGUGGACAAGCUGGGCUUCAAGUCCUCGUCUUCAUCCUCCUCCUCGUCCUCCUCGUCCUCCUCCAAGAAGGACAAGAAGCAGAUGACGGAGCCGGAGCUCCAGCAGCUGCGGCUGAAGAUCAACAGCCGGGAGCGCAAGAGGAUGCACGACUUGAACAUCGCCAUGGACGGGCUGCGGGAGGUUAUGCCUUAUGCCCAUGGCCCGUCGGUGCGCAAGCUCUCCAAGAUCGCCACGCUCCUCCUGGCUCGCAACUACAUCCUAAUGCUCACCAACUCCCUGGAGGAGAUGAAGCGCCUCGUCAGCGAGAUUUACGGCGGGCACCACGCCGGCUUCCACCCCGCCGCCUGCCCCGGCGGCAUGGGCGCCCACUCCGCCCCGCUGCCCGGCCACCCGGGCCACCCGGCCUCGCACCCAGUGCACCACCCCAUCCUGCCCCCCGCCGCUGUCUCCAGCGCUUCCCUGCCGGGCUCCGGCCUCUCGGCCGUCAGCUCUAUCCGGCCCCCCCAUGGGCUCCUCAAGUCUCCCUCGGCCGCCGCCGCUGCCGCCCCUCUGGGCAGCGGCUUCCAGCACUGGGGGGGGAUGCCCUGCCCCUGCAGCAUGUGUCAGGUGUCGGCCCCGCCGCACCACCACGUCUCCGGCAUGGGCACCGCCAGCCUCCCCAGAUUAGCCACUGACACCAAAUGA
This is a messenger RNA of Melopsittacus undulatus (budgerigar), 944 nucleotides long. RefSeq names its product oligodendrocyte transcription factor 2. Gene Ontology annotation, biological process: neuron differentiation; myelination; oligodendrocyte cell fate specification. Gene Ontology annotation, molecular function: DNA-binding transcription factor activity, RNA polymerase II-specific; protein dimerization activity; E-box binding. Lineage: Eukaryota; Metazoa; Chordata; Aves; Psittaciformes; Psittaculidae. The record is from RefSeq and is a predicted model, not a curated record. Gene Ontology annotation, cellular component: nucleus.